This is a messenger RNA of Symbiodinium natans, 2922 nucleotides long. The record is from the annotation of a GenBank genome assembly. Lineage: Eukaryota; Dinophyceae; Suessiales; Symbiodiniaceae.
AUGGAGAUCGAUCACCGAGUCCCUCCGUCCCCUGCCUUGGAGCUCUUCCUGGAGAGUAAAGCCGUCGUCCUUGGCCACCCGCUUUUCCAGGACCUGCCAGGACGCAACCCAAGCUUCGUGAGCAUGGAGCCGUACAAGCGCGAGUCAUGGCAAGCCAUGACCGAGAAUGGAGGCGACAGCUUAGAGGCUGGCUACAACUUGUUCUGGCUGGACUUCGUGCAGUCGCCGAUCAAGGUUUCCGUAGCCCUACACAAGUUGGAGGAUGUCGUGAAGCACUUCUUCCAGGCCCCUGAGAGGAAGCUCCCGUAUCAGAUCAAGAGUUGCAUCUCGUCGGGGAACUUUCCGGAUGACAUGAAAGGCCACGUGGAGGCGCUCAGCCCGCUUGAGUUCGCAUGGGCUCCGGUGGUGGCAGCCGCCAGAGACAUCAAGGCGAGCCUAGGGGAAGAGGACUUGCAGAAAUGGCGGGAUCUCUUCUUGUGCGCAUCCAUGGAAGUGAAGUACGUCGACAGCAUGGAGAAGCGGUUGUGGGCCUCGCACCAAUGCCGCGAGGACAUGAUGGAGAUCGGUGAGACGGCCAAAUUGAGCACAAUCGAAAAGAUAUUGGCCAUCAUGGAGACGAAGGCCAUGUUGGAGAAGCUGCAUGGCGGCAAGACGAUGGGUGCUGAAGCGCUGGAGACCGCGUGGAGGGACAACGUCAAGGUCUCUGAGAGCGGCCGCAACAAGGAGGAAGCCAUCAAGGUUGGCCUCAUCGACGCGGCGGUGACCGUGUACAACCGGCUUCUGACAGAGAACGACAUGGAGCGGUUUUUGAGGCAGACGGAGGCCUGGAAGAAUGGCCCGGUGUUUGACAGCAUCUACCAGCUGGAGGCCAUCGUGAAGAGGGCAUCCUCGAAAGACAUGAUCCACUGGACCGUCAUGCUGAUUGCGGACAUGGUCCAGUACGGCGGGACCAUUCCGCGCGAGCUGAGCGUCCGGAAACUUUCAGGAAAGGGUCAGCCCGGCGGCAGGGGCAUCGUUGACUUGUGCAUGUGCAAGAAGGAGAUCGCGUGGUGCAUGAUCAAGAAGGCAAAUUUCCGGCUUUUAAAAAUUAUUGUCAGCGAGGUGGCCGUGAAGCGCAUGGACGCGUGGGAGAAAAGCCCCGAGGAGUACAGGAAAGCAAUGUUCAAGGGCAGCGCGUCCUGGGUGGGGACUUUGCCUGACUCGGCGCAGAAAGGCGUCAAACUCUUUGAGGAGCUCGUCUUCGACAACAAGUACGACGAAGUGAUCAAGCAGGCCAAGAAUGGCGGGCACAGCAUGGAGGAGGCCCUCACUCGCUCCCCCGUGAAGGAGAAGAUGGAUGAGUUCGUUGCCGCGCUGGAGGCGGAGGGCGAUGGCCGGCCAGCGCCAGACAUGGAGAAGAAGGGCAUCGACGUGGAGGACAUUGACUUGAGUGACGAGGAGGAUGGCGGGAUGAUGCUUCCUGGUAUCUCGGCAAAGAAGAUGGACGACAAGGAAGGCGUGCUGGCUCAGUGGGUCACCUAUGCAAAGAACUUGGUGGACAGGUAUGUGAAUUUGCACGGUGACCCUGGCAGCGUCUCCGGGGUCGCUCAGCUGCUGCGGGCGGACCCGCUUUCCCAGAAGGUCACUGGGAAGCAGGAGUACGUGCUUGUCCUGUACGAUGUCACGAGAGCUGGAGAAGCAUCGUCCAGGCCGCACUUGAGACCGCCGCCCUUAAGGGAUGAGCACUUGAAAAGAUGCAUCAAGGGAGCCUUGGAGGGGCUCCAGCCGGCGCAGAACGUUUUGCCACAGAUCCCGGAGAAGGCCGCCUUCUUUUUCAUCGACAGGAACCUGGGCAGUGCAGGCAAUGCCUCGAAGGCCUUUGUGGACGACGGCGGCAAGGUAAUUCCGAAGGUCAAGACGCAGUUGUACGUGUUGACAACGGAGCAGUCCGAGCGACAGGUGAAAGCCCGGGUCAAGGGCAUUGCUACGUUGUCCACCAUGCUGAGUAUGAACGUCUUCAGCCAGAAGACGCUCGAGGUCGUGGCGAAAGAUCACCUGCACGUGCCGGGAAGCACGGCGUCUGAUUGCCUCGGCCCCUUCGAGAGGACGCCGCCAGAAAGCCUCUGGAAGGUGAAGCACGCCAGCAAGUCGGACCUCCUGGGCAAGGCGCUGAUCGCCGUGGGGGGAACUGUGGAUGGCGACCCGGGGCCGGAAGUGGAUCCCGGGCCGAAGCCCUCCAGCAUGGUUCCCUUUUGCUGGCAUGGGCUCCCGACAGAAUUCUACGAAGAGUUGCAUCACUCUUUCUCGGGGGCUGGUUGGGUGGACCUCACCGCUGCCCAUGACAGCUAUCCGUUUGCGGAAGUGUUCCGGGCAAUGCAGCACCCCAGCGACCCCCUCUUCGAGCAGGGCCUCAGAGAUGCACUUCCGGAGUCCAUGCGGAUCAGUGCAGACAAGGAGAAGGACAACGAGAAGGGAAAGGAUGCCAACAACAAGCCGAAGGAUAACAAGAAGGAGGCAUCCAGUGAGCAGAAGCAGAAUUUGUUGGACAAGGCAGCCUACGGCGCCAAUUCACCGGUAUGGCCAGGCAGUCGGGAGGGCUCUAAUGGGAAGGCGUUUUGGUUCUUCAGCAUCAUCUUACGACCGCGCCUCGCGCGCAUGCCCCCGAAGCGGCCACCACCUGCCAUCUGUGAUUGCAACGGGAACAUUGUGACACCCCUUCAAGCGGUGAUUCUACCGUGCAUCGUCCUGGACUUUGCAGACCUUACCGCUGAUCAAAGGGUUGCUUGUCUCAUUUUCUCCUAUCUCCCAGUGCUUGAUCGUCGCCAGACUCAUGGCGUGUGCUGGUGGGCUCACGGCGACUUGAGAUGGUAUUGGGCGCGCCUUCCCUUCUUCGACAGCGAUCGCGGCGACGAAGUGCUGGGACACCUUUCCGGUGAGCAGUGA